AAAACAUCAUCAAUCGUCAGCAUGUCUCGUCGCAGCCGCGGCUGUUUGCGAUGUCGACAGCGUCGUGUAAAGUGUGACCAGGGCAAACCGGCUUGUAUGCGCUGCAUCACCCGCAACGAGCUGUGUGUCGGAUAUCGGGAUGAAUCCGACCUGAUAUUCCAACAUGAGACCACCAAAGUUCUAGCAAGAAAUUCUGUAUUGACUCAAGAGGCACUGCUACAGAGUGCAGCCUCGCCAGAACAAGUUUCUGUAACUACCGCAUCACGAUCUCGGAGUCAGUCUCUUUCUCGCCUAGAUGCAGUCAGCACACCAGCCACGUCACCAGAGACCAACGACUCGACAUUUUCCUGGAACAGAGAUUUUGUGAAUGAAAAUACAGAUUCAGCAGAUACCGAUGACGCUGUUUCGCUAUUUUUUGACAAAUACGUUGUUCCAUGCAACGAGCUUUCGAGCCCAGGCUUUCUCGAGCACCUCCCAUGUCUCUUUAAAGAAUCAAAUGUGCAAGGAAGAUCAGCUCUCAGAUGGGCUGUCCAGGCAUGUGCCUACGCUGACAUAUACAGCAGAGAUACAUCUCAGGUGGCAGCUAAAGUGGCCCUGGAACUAUACAGUCGAGCCCUGUCCGAGUUGGGCAAGUCGUUAAGCAUCAAGGGCAAAAUACCAGACGACCACGAUUUGAUGACUGUUGUUAUACUCGAUCUAUUUGAAACACUGUUUAUGCUAGAUAUGCCUUCCCAAGGGUCCCAUGUACAAGGGAUGGCUAACAUCCUGCGACUGAGAGGCCAUGAACAGUUUCACGACCCAAGAGGAUGGAGUUUGUUUCGACUGGCCCAUCAUCGUAUACAAAAGCAACAGCUUGCAAAAGGCAUGCGCCCAAUCCAAGAAUCAACGACUUGGUUGGAAACAUAUACAGGCACGGAUUCGUUCAGCCUCGCUGAAAAGAACGCGCUCAAAAUCUCCAAUAUAUGCCGCGAAGCAAAUGACUUGCUUGAGCAAAUUCGAGAUAUGAGUCUUCAAGUGCAGUCACUGGUACCGCUUAUUCAAAGGAUGAACGCUCUGGAUCACGAGGCUACUACUUGGAGAGAAGAAUCUGAAUGGUCUUUCCAGACUAUAGAUCGACAAAGCGUCCUCGGAGAUACAGGGCUCGCUGCACUGCUCCCACAAAGGUUGGAGAUACAUCAAGAUCUGUGGAUGGCGUAUGAAUGGAACUACCACCGAGCAGCCCGCAUUACUCUACACCACCAGCUUAUACACUGUAUCGAUCAGGCGACAGCCUCUAUUGCAGAAGGUACGGCGAUAUUGGAGCUUAAGCGGCAGCGUGUUGCUUCAGUUGCGAUUAUUCAGACUCUAUCAGAACAGGUUCUGUCUACAGUUCCACAGUCAUUUGGAGACGUGGAUUCGUCUGGUCGUAUGUCCAUGGUGAAGUCGGUAUCUGAGGCAAUUGGUGGCUAUUUUCUGCUCUGGCCUAUUAAGAUUAUAAAGGGUGCAAACAGCGCCGCGACGUCAGCACAAAAAGACGCUUCAAACGCAGUAUUUGAGAGGAUAAGAGAGUGCACAGGAAUGAAAGAAAACCUGGGUUCAUUGUCUAUAAUCUAACUAUCGAGUACAUUAAGGGAGAUCUUAUUUGGGGACACCUUUGAAGACCGUCUCUUCCAACACGGUUCCAUCGAUGAUAACAAUCUUUUCUGCGCUCAUCAUGACGAAAACCAUACGGCAAGGCUUUUCCGUGUUGUUGAUCCAUGAAUGGUUUGUACCUUGCUGCACAAGAAAUUCUCCCGCUCGUAGUGUCCUCUCCUCGCCACUGUCAAGUCUGAGAACGAUCUCGCCAGAUAGUACACAUGCAUAGUCUAUACUCUCAGUACGAUGGCAAGGGGCGUUGGUACCUGGCGCGAUGUCGCUAAUAGCGAACAUGGCGCCGUUGGGAGGGCAGCGGGGAAGUUGCUCAGCAAAAGAAGGGAUUACAUCCAUGUUGUUGACUGGUACAGAAGCGCGGGCAUCGAAGAUGGUGAACCCGCUGGCCUGAGGACCAAAAGGACGGAAGGGGGUCAAGGUCUGAUCGGGGACGAAUACAGACUUCCCAUCUUUAUCAUGAGUUGUUCUCACGAGAAGAGGGUUGGGGAGGGCAUUGGGUGUUGGGUGAUCCAUGGCGGUGAUGUGAUAGAGGAGUUUUGGGAGUAGAGUGAUGGUUGUAGAAUGUGUGUGAAUAAAUGUGAUGAUGGAUAUAGAAUGGAUGAUUAUAAAAUGAAGAG
[Torrubiella] hemipterigena is the source of this 2246-nucleotide messenger RNA. The record is from the annotation of a GenBank genome assembly. Lineage: Eukaryota; Fungi; Ascomycota; Sordariomycetes; Hypocreales; Clavicipitaceae.